Papaver somniferum (opium poppy) is the source of this 1572-nucleotide messenger RNA. Its product is annotated as probable flavin-containing monooxygenase 1. The record is from RefSeq and is a predicted model, not a curated record. The annotation marks the transcript as partial. Lineage: Eukaryota; Viridiplantae; Streptophyta; Magnoliopsida; Ranunculales; Papaveraceae. The transcript is spliced from 5 exons. Gene Ontology annotation, molecular function: flavin adenine dinucleotide binding; NADP binding; N,N-dimethylaniline monooxygenase activity.
CUCUCUAGAAGAUCGAGUAUGUUGAUUUCGAGAGUAGGAAUUAUUGGUGCGGGUAUAAGUGGUAUUGCAGCAGCAAAACAACUUAAGCGUUAUAACCCGAUUGUUUUUGAGGGUUCGGAUUCUCUCGGUGGUGUUUGGCAACACUGCUCGUAUAGAUCAACAAAACUUCAAACACCGAGGUAUGAUUACGAGUUCUCGGAUUACCCAUGGCCUGAAAGAGAUAAUCACAACUUUCCUUCUAGCACUGAGAUUGUGGAUUACGUCUACAAUUAUGCUAAGCAUUUCGAUGUGUUGAAGUACGUCGAAUUCAACACAAAGGUAGUUGAAUUACGAUAUGUUGGCGGCCGAGAUACCAUGACUACGGAUUUGUUGGCAGAGGACGAUGUGUCGACUCUAUGCCCUGGUAAACCACUCUGGGAAGUUGCUGUCAAGUCCAAAUACUCUGAGACCAUUGAGUGGUAUUCAUUUGAGUUUCUGGUGGUAUGUAUUGGCAAAUACGGCGACGUACCAAAAAUCCCAGAGUUCCCGAAAAACAAAGGUCAGGAGGAUUUCAAUGGAAAAGUUUUGCAUACACUUGACUAUUGCAAACUUAACAAGGAUGAAACAACUGAAUUACUUCAAGGGAAAAAAGUUGUAGUCAUUGGUUACAAAAAAUCAGCUAUAGACUUAGCCAAUGAAUGUGCUGAGGCUAAUCAAGGACCAGAUGGAAAACCAUGCACCAUGGUGAUAAGGACCCUGCAUUGGACAGUCCCUUCUUAUUCGAUUUGGGGGCUACCAUUUUUCUUGUUCUAUUCAACAAGAUUCUCACAGUUUCUCCAUGAAAGACCAAAUCAAAGCCUAUUGAAAGAUCUGUUUUGCCUCUUUGCAUCUCCAAUGAGAAAAGGAGUAUCGAAAUUCAUCGAAUCCUACUUGGAAUGGAAACUACCUCUAGCCAAAUACGGGUUGAAACCAAGUCACCCGUUCGAGGAAGACUACGCGUCCUGUCAAAUGGCUAUCUUGCCAGAAAACUUCUUCGAACAGGCUGAUGAAGGAAGAAUCUUGUUUAAAAAGAGUCCAAAAUGGAGUUUUUGGAGUGGUGGGAUUGAAUUAGAGGACAAAACAAAGCUGGAAGCAGAUGUUGUUGUUCUUGCAACCGGUUUUGACGGCAAGGGGAAGCUUAAGUCAUUAUUUCCUGAACCCUUUAGAAGCUUGUUAGAGGACUCUACAGGCAUCAUGCCACUCUACAGGGGUACAAUCCAUCCAUUAAUCCCCGGGGUGGCUUUUGUUGGAUAUACAGAAAGUGUAUCAAACCUACAUUCUUCAGAGAUCCGUUGCAAAUGGUUAUCGCGAGCUAUGGAUGGUCAUUUCAAGCUUCCAACGAUCCAAAACAUGCGCGAACAAAUAUCGAAAGAGAUCGAAGUGUCAAAGAGAUCAACUCGGUUUUACAAGAAGAAACCUUGUAUUUCGACGUUUAGCAUCAACCACACUGAUGAAAUAUGUGAGGAAAUGGGAUUGAAAUCAUGGAGGAAGAAGAAUUGGUUCUUAGAGGCAUUCAGUCCUUACAACAACCGGGAUUAUGAAGAAGAAAAAUGA